Sphaerulina musiva SO2202 is the source of this 1636-nucleotide messenger RNA. Its product is annotated as FAD/NAD(P)-binding domain-containing protein. The transcript is spliced from 3 exons. Bases 19 to 1500 code for a protein of 493 amino acids. NCBI's taxonomy places the organism in Eukaryota, Fungi, Ascomycota, Dothideomycetes, Mycosphaerellales, Mycosphaerellaceae. Gene Ontology annotation, biological process: vesicle-mediated transport; protein geranylgeranylation; small GTPase-mediated signal transduction. Gene Ontology annotation, molecular function: GDP-dissociation inhibitor activity. The record is from RefSeq and is a predicted model, not a curated record. Gene Ontology annotation, cellular component: nucleus; cytoplasm; cytosol.
AUCGCACUCCACCUUACCAUGCAGACCGACUCCCUCGCAGACUCGGAGUGGGACGUGGUCAUUGAAGGCACGGGCUUCCCGCAGUCGCUCCUCGCGCUCGCACUGUCGCGCUCGGGCAAGAAGAUUUUGCACAUCGAUGACAACGACUUCUACGGCGGUAACGAGGCGUCCUUGGGGCUGGUCGAAGCCGAAGAGUGGGCGAUCAAGUAUGCAGGCGCUCGCUCCAGCACUUCCCCCUUCGGCCAUGCCACGGUGAAAAGGGCGCAAGAGACGGGACAGGUCACUCUGGGAAGACCACGAGCGUACGAGUUGUCGCUGGCUCCGCAGCUCCUGUACAGCCGUAGCUCGCUGUUUGACUUGGUCGUGUCGUCGCAAACACACAAUCAGCUCGAUUUCCAGGCAGUCGGCUCCUGGUUCGUCGCCGAUGCUGCGUCUGAUGUCUUGCUCGCUGUUCCUAGUAGUCGAGAAGCCAUCUUUCAAGACGAAAAGAUCGAUAUGCGGGCAAAGCGCUCGCUCAUGAAGUUACUGCGUUCUCUCGUUGCCGAAGAGCCUAGCGACGAUUGGCAGACAGCCUCGGCCACGAAGUUCACGAGCUACCUGGAGCAGACUUUUGGCGUGCCGUCGGCGCUGCAUGCGUCGCUUCUGGCACUGACUAUGAGUUCUCAACCGUCACAGGCUAUCAGUGCCGGCUAUGCGAUACCAAGGAUUACUCGUCACCUACGCAGUAUUGGCGUUCACGCUCCCGGAUGUCCAGCAUUACUGCAACGGUAUGGUGGUCUCGCAGAAAUCGUUCAGGUGGCUUGUCGCGCCAAUGCUGUAGGUGGCGGGACAUAUGUUCUCGGAAAGGGGAUCUCUAAUGUACAGGAUGCUGCUGGGAGCCAAUUGAAUGUUGAGCUAACUGGAGGUGAUCGUAUUACUACCUCUUGGCUUGUAGGCACCGAAGCUGCAACAUCAUCGAAUGACGUGGCUCAAGUGGUCUGUCGAAGCAUAUCCAUCAUUGGAUCGCCAUUGACCGCACUGUUCCAACCACAGGUAGCAGGAGCUGUCACUCCGGCCGGCGCAGUCAUUGUGAUACCUGGAGAAGACGAAUCAGACCCACCCGUACACGUGUUUGCCCAUUCGAGUGACACGGGCGAAUGUCCAUCUGGUCAAAGCAUUCUGUAUGCAUCUGUUGCGUUAGAUCAUACCUCCGGGCUUAGUCGUCUCGAGGGUGCUGUGCAAAAGGUCCUGCGAAGCGUAAGUGCUGGCGAAAGUCCUCCCCUCUUGUGGUCUCUGCAGUACCAGCAACAGUUCGCCUCUUCCCGAGAAGCGACGGACCAAACACAACGAAUACUCAAACUGGGCGCCAUGUCGUCGGAGCUCGUUCUUGACGAGAGUAUUUUCGAAGAUGUGAAGGCCGCUUGGAUGAGGAUUGCGCAGCCCGAAGAUGCCGACGAUUUCAUGAAAUUCGCAGCAAGGGAUGGUACCACGGCUGAUGAGGACGAGGAGGAGAGUGCGUAGUAGCCACUGCUGUCAUAUACCUAGGUGCCUAGUUUUGAGAACAGAUUCCAUGAGCCCGUUGCCUGCACAUUCGAAUAGUACCUCCUGAGUCCUAUUGAUUGUAAAGUAGAUAUGCUGCCUUGGCACGCUAUUCCAU